This is a messenger RNA of Cricetulus griseus (Chinese hamster), 3483 nucleotides long. The record is from RefSeq and is a predicted model, not a curated record. Lineage: Eukaryota; Metazoa; Chordata; Mammalia; Rodentia; Cricetidae.
AUGGCUGCGGUUGACAGCUUCUACCUCUUGUAUAGGGAAAUUGCCAGGUCUUGCAACUGCUAUAUGGAAGCACUGGCCUUGGUGGGAGCCUGGUACACAGCCAGAAAGAGCAUCACCGUCAUCUGUGACUUCUACAGCCUGAUCAGGCUGCACUUCAUCCCUCGCCUGGGGAGCAGGCCCGACCUCAUUAAGCAGUAUGGAAGAUGGGCUGUCGUCAGUGGGGCCACAGAUGGCAUUGGGAAGGCCUAUGCUGAGGAGUUAGCGUGCCAUGGACUCAACAUCAUCCUGAUCAGCCAGGAAGAAGAGAAGCUGCAGGCUGUGGCCAAGAACAUAGCUGACACCUACAGAGUGGAAACAGUCGUCAUGGUGGCAGACUUCAGCAGAGGCCGGGAGAUUUAUGCUCCAAUCCGAGAAGCCCUGAGAGACAGAGACAUUGGCAUCCUGGUGAAUGACGUGGGUGCAUUCUACCCCCACCCGCAGUAUUUCGCCCAGCUUCCUGAGGACACACUCUGGGACAUUGUGAAUGUGAACAUUGCGGCUGCAAGCUUGAUGGUCCACAUAGUGCUUCCGGGAAUGGUGGAGAGAAAGAAGGGUGCCAUCAUCACAGUGUCUUCCGGCUCCUGCUGCAAGCCCACACCACACCUGGCUGCCUUUUCUGCAUCCAAGGCCUACCUGGACCACUUCAGCCGAGCCCUGCAGUAUGAAUAUGCCUCUAAAGGAAUCUUCGUGCAGAGUCUGAUCCCUUUCUAUGUGGCCACCAGUGUGACUGCACCUGGCAGCUUCCUGCACAGAUGCCCAUGGCUGGCACCUUCACCGAGGGUCUAUGCACAGCAUGCCGUGUCGACCCUGGGCAUUUCGAAAAGGACCACAGGCUACUGGUCCCACUCUAUUCAGUUUCUUUUCGCACAGUAUAUGCCCGAGUGGCUCUGGGUUUGGGGAGCAAACCUUCUCAACCGCUCUCUACGGUAUGAGGACUUAUCCUGCCAAGCCUGAAUCCGGAAGCUCGGGAGACGCUUGGCCCAGCCACAGUAUCCUGCAGUAUUCCGGCAUUUGGAAAACACAUUUAGUUCACCUGCGUAUUGUCUCUUACUGAGUACCUAGUGUGUUGCCAUCUUUCACGAGGCCGACUUUCAGUCUGUGAGAAAACCUCAGGGACCACAUGGGUGGCCCAGGGCACACAGCCACGAAGCCUGAGAACAGAAUGGAAGGCUUCCCUAGCGCUUAGAAUGUGACUGGCCAGUUUCUUUAAGGGAAAUCACCUUUUACCCUCUUAUAGGUGAUUAUGUUUCAAAUGUUCAUCAUGCUGGGCGUGGUGGCUCAUGUCUUUUUAAUCCCAGCAAUCAGGAGGUAGAGACAAGUGGAUCUCUCUGAGUUUGUCUGGGCUUUAUAGGGAGUUUCUGGUCAGCCAAGGAUACAUAAUUAAAACCUGUCUCAAAUAAUAAUAAUGUUCAUCGGGAAGACAAUAGAAAAGUGUUAUUUCCUAACUGUGAACUGUGAGUGCAAGUAGACAUGUGUGUCACAUCAACAUAGCUCCACGUGAGGGCAUGUGUGUGCGCACUGCCUUUCCCUUCCGUCCCCCGAGAACCACGUGUGUGCCAUGUGCUAUGUGUGUCUGAGCAAUGUUACUGAUGCGACUUUGAUAGAGACUUUGUCAGGACAAGGUAAUGGGGAGCCUUACCAUAUAAAAAGCCCGGGUUACUCCUUUCCACAUGGUAAAAUCCUGCCCAACCCUGUCAUGGGCUCACUCUGUCGACGCUGCUUCCUUUGAGUAUUGCUGUCUUUCUACCCUGUGGGAAGGUUUCAUUCCUAGAUUGGGAUAUGUAAUGGGUUAUCUUUUGAUUUCUAAGUUAAUUGUUGUGGCUAAGUAGUGAUUCUCAGUACAUCCAUGUUGUAACUGACCCCUUCAGAGAUGCUUACAGCUGGUUUUCAUACACUUUUCUAUGUAAUCCAGUAUCAUCCCAGGAGCAUUGUUGAUAAAAAUCAAGUGUUUGUGGAAUAGUGGUUAAAAUAUGAGCAACUUUUGUGUGUGGUAUGAGGUAUUGUGGAAUUGAUGUUAGAAGCUCAUUUUUGGCCUGUGUAAUAGAGUGUGUACAUUAUAGCAAAUGCUUUUAUUGACGUGAAAAUAAUUUACACAAACUCCCACAAUAUGGGUGAGCAUUGAAACUUACUGUGUUUAGUUCAGUCUCAUAAAACCAAACACUUGUAAGGGUUUUGUAGCUGGCACUUGGGAAACCAUAAGUCAUGAUAUUGUGGAUGAUAGUAGGUGGUAGAGCGGAGGAAUGUGGCACUUAACGUUGUGGUGUUGAUGCCGUGAAAUGAAAAUGGGUGAAGUGCUAGGACUUGGUGGAAUUAUUUUAUGUGGCGGCAUUCCAUCACCUGUUGGCCCAAGUGCACUGUAAUGUUGAACACACAGUAUCACCUGCAGCAUUUCUAGCUGUGACUGGGAUCUGGAAGAUCAGUGGUUAGAUUCUGAAGUUCUUCCUGUCUUCAGUUAUGUCUUCAAAACAUGUCCAGAACUCCAUGCUUGGAGAUUGUGGCAGAAGAACAUGGUGGAGACUUCUGUGAGAACUUGGGUGAAUAUGUGAUAAGUAACAGCAACGCCACUUGAAACAUCAGGCAUGAUCCCAUGAGGGUGGGGGGCGCAGAGGCAGGAGACUCAGCAGUUCAAGGCCAUCAUGAGCCACGUAGUGAAACCAUGGUUCAGGAAACAAAAAUCACACCAGGAACACACUGUCAGUUCUGUCUGUGUACAGUCCUGUGGUCCAUUAUUCAGACUUGCCAGGCAAAGUGUGGAGUCCUUGCUGUGUGAUAAAAAGAGGGCCAUGUCAGUGAUGGCCCCUCAGCAGGACUCAGCUAGAACUUGAUUGUUGGUGCAGACUCAGAGUUGGUGAUCAUAGCUCCAGAAAAAGACCCAAAUCAGGCAUCCUUAGGCUUCCUAGCUUUCAUACUCAGUCCCUCUGCUGAGAGUUACUCCUCUCCUGUGGACAUGUUUUGUUUUGUUUUUACCAAGGAAGGAGGAGCCCUGAACUUGAGCCUUUGUAACUUAUUCUGUGAAUUGAAAUGUAACAAUAAAAGCAUCACUGUUUCCUUCAGAAGAUGUCACUGCCAGGAAAAGUGCCCCCCCCCAAAAUGAACAGAUGUUGACUUGUCAGCACCUAUGAUUGUCAUCGAUUAAACAACAGGUCACACACCAGUGUGCCUACUGCCUGCAGAGCACCCAAGGGAUCUUGCUGUUAUCCUCUGAUGGCUGAGUAGAAUCAGUCCUGAGAGCCCCAUGGACACCAAAAUCUGCUGAUGCUGAAGUUCCUUGAAUCAAAUGAAAGAGCGUUCACAUGUAACAGUACAAGUCCUUUGUCAUCUGAAGGCCUCUCAACAUUAUAACAUCCAACACUACAUAAACAACAUACUAUGGACUCAAUACGCCUUCCCAGUGGGAAGUCACUCCAGCACUUAGAGAUUAAUAAAGGAAACUCUUUAAUAAUA